UAGUCACAAGGGAAAGAGAUGCAAAAAGUAAAUAGAUCAGUCUUCCAAGCAUGACAGUGAGUUUUACUGGCUACAUAACUUAUGCUGCUUCUUUUUCAGCAGUGUCCAGAUUAUAUGAGACACAGAUUUUAGACCAAGCACACCAGUGAUGUCAUAGUCUGACUCAACAUUUAGCCCUGAAAUGGCUCUUCUUGUAUUUUCUAAAUGCCAAACCCCAACCUGGAGUGAGUGAUGCUUUGGGUAAGGGCUCUGUGACACUUAGAUGGCCCUGACACAGUGAAGUUGCCCAAAAGCCACCUUACUUUCCUUCCUCUGAUGCUGACUUUUCAGUCUCUCUGAGACCCAUUUGUGGUUUUCCAGGCUCUGCGUAGUCCCAGUCCAGGAUUGCAGCAUCGUUUUAUGACUGUGGAGACUGAGCUAAUAGCAGGCCGGUGUUUUUUCCACUCUGACUCACAUUGCUGAUACAUGAUGUUUCCAGCUCUUCACACGGUCAUUUUGACUUUUAUCACCAAAUUCUUUACCUUUUCUUCCCCUCCCUGAAUACCAGUGCAGCAUAUUCUCAUUGAGGGAAAAUAAGAAAUGCAACAGUAUAUUUUAUAUUUUAAAUGCUUCUCUCCUGAGAAUAAUUUUAUUUUCUAUUUGCUGCUCCUUAUUGAUGUAGUGGAACCAAAGCAGAGGGGCAAGCUUCUAGCCACCCAGACAGCAGCUGAAUUGUCUAAAAAUGUGUCUUCACCCGGUUCUCACCCGCCAGCUGUGAAUAAGGGCGGGAUGGUAGCUAGCCCCAGCCCCGAUGGCAGCAUGCUGGUCACAGAUGAAAGGGUUCCGAAAUUUUUGUCCAGAAAGACUUUGGUAGAGUUUCCACAGAAAGUUCCGUCUCCAUUCAGAAAACAGGGCUCUGGUUCAGAAGCUCGUCGGGUGGGUCGGAAAGUGGCGUCAUCUUCGUCUUCAUCCUCAUCCAGCUCCUCUGAUUCCGAGUCUGACGACGAGGCUGAUGUUUCAGAGGUCGCUUCUCAAGUGGUGAGCAAAGGCAGAGGGGGGCUUCGAAAACCAGAGGCCUCUCAUUCCUUUGAAAACAGAGCCCCCCAAGUUACAGUAUCAGCAAAAGAGAAAACCUCGCUGCAAAAGCCACAUGCCGACGUCACUUAUCCAGAGAAGCCCCUCCAGCCAAGGAAGAAAGGGCUACCCGCUAAGCCAUCAGAAGGCAGGGAAGAUGUGAGAGCAAAAACCACAGUGCCCAGAUCUCAAGUAGAUGAGUUUUUCAAGCAAAGUUUAAAGGAAAAACGAUUGCAGAAAACAUUUAGAUUAAAUGAAAUAGAUAAGGAAAGCCAAAAGUCAUUUGAAGUUAAAGGACCCUUACCUGCCCACACAAAAUCAGGGUCGUCUGUGCCACUGAAGGGCAGCCCAGCACCUACUGUGCUGGCAGAAGAGGCCAGAGCAGGGGGGCACCUGCGAGCCGUUUCUCCUGGGGCCUCAGAGGGGCAUCUGGAAACACCGGUGCCAGAGCCCCAGCACAAGAUGGUCCCUCCCCUGCCCGGAAAGGAAGCCUCGGGGGUGCAGGGAAGAGAAGGGCACCUGGAGGCUAGAGAGGCAGUCAUGGAAGAUCAGAUUCCACCGCGCGAUGUGGAGACAGUUCCUGUUGAGAAGAACCAUGGUUUCCAUGAAAAGCCAGCAGCGCCGAAGCACGAGGCCAAGGGCAAGGCCACGGAAGACACGGCCACGCCAGGGGACGAUCAAGACUGCACACAGGACCCGGCCGCAGCGCCUACCGAGCCGUUCGACAACACUACCUACAAGAACCUCCAGCAUCAUGACUACACCACGUACACCUUCUUAGACCUCAACCUCGACCUCUCAAAAUUCAGGAUGCCUCAGCCCUCCUCAGGCCGGGAGUCACCUCGACACUGACAGCCCUCAGUGUGAAGAUUAACCUUGCUCCGUCUUCGCUGCAUCCUGCAGUGCAAAAAUAAAAUCCACUCGAGUCA
Molecule: messenger RNA, 1982 nt
Organism: Sapajus apella (tufted capuchin)
Lineage: Eukaryota; Metazoa; Chordata; Mammalia; Primates; Cebidae
Gene: NDUFV3
Product: NADH:ubiquinone oxidoreductase subunit V3
Exons: 3
Coding region: 580-1905 (441 amino acids)
Biological process (GO): mitochondrial ATP synthesis coupled electron transport
Cellular component (GO): mitochondrion
Source: RefSeq, a predicted model, not a curated record